AUGGGAGCAGGUCAGAGCAAGACCGACUCUGGAGUGCCCGAAGUGGACGUCUCGGAUGAUCGCUCCGAGCAGACCUUCUUCGCUCCGAGGGCUCAAGCCAACGUACAGGUGCGCGCUGGCCGGUCUGCGCUGCACUGUCAUGCUGCGAGUAGUCGACUCACCUACUCACCCCUCCUCUUCUUGGCAUUCUUGCCAGCUGGACGAGAAUCUCAUCAACCACCUCUCCUCGUCUUCCUCUUCCUCUUCCGCCUCUUCCUCCUCCUCCUCCUCCUCCUCCUCCUCGUCCUCCUCCUCCACAAAUCCGUCCCUCCCGCUCUCACGCCAACAGCACCUCGACUCGCACAUCCAAUCGCGCAUCAAAGCCGAGAUCGACCGUCUCCGAUCCCAGGAACGCUCGAUCCGUCAACAGAUCGAAGCCGCUCUGGAGAAGGAGAACCUCGAAAAGGAACGGGCGAGUUCGAGUUCGGACGAGGCGCGACCGACGAGUCAUUCGGCUAGUCUGAUGGACGAUCUCGACAGGUUGGAAAAGACGAGUCAGACGAUCAACAAGGGCGGGAAAGAUCUGGUCCGCAAGGACGAGUGGGGCAGGUUCGAGACGAGAGAAACCGGCUUGUUGGAGUGUCUCACGUCCGUUCAUCCUUCCAACUCGGCAUCGAGGCCACAGAACGAGGCACUGACGCUUCACCCUCACGCCGUACAGAAACAACAAGCAGACACCCCUCGACUGCGCCGACGAGGUCGACAAGUUCAGGCAGGCCGUACAAAACAUCGAGACCGUGAGUCGCGCCUUCCCCGUCUUGCGUUAUCCGUAGCCUGGCGUAGCUGACGGACGCUUGGCUCCUCGUCCCCUUCAGGCUUUCGUGGCCGCGAUCUAG
This is a messenger RNA of Microbotryum saponariae, 875 nucleotides long. The record is from the annotation of a GenBank genome assembly. NCBI's taxonomy places the organism in Eukaryota, Fungi, Basidiomycota, Microbotryomycetes, Microbotryales, Microbotryaceae.